CUCCUCAUCGGCUCUCUACCACAACAAUUACUCACUUUGCUAAACAAAACGUCAAUAGCAAUCGCACCACCAUGGAGCACUUCGCGCCCCAUCUAAGUGCCGAUUUUGAGGGUUUUUACUCCAAGUUCGACCUCGCUAGCGGCUCUCACAUCGCUCUAAUCAUCUGUUCUGUGCCAAAUGCCUCAAGUCGGCCACAUAUGGUAUCAUUUACAUAUUAUCCCAAAAAUGGCAAGAACAUCUUCCAACGGGAACACUUCAUCGACAACAUUGAGCGCGUAAUGACAGACCCGGACACGAAAGCAUUUGAACUACGAGUACCAGGCAUGGGAUACAUGCGCAGCAAGGGCGAUGGCACGACCUCCUACAGUUUGAAAGCUGAGGACUGGAGUCUCGAAGCGGAGAGCGACACGUUCACUGCAUGGAGACAGGACAAGAACACGCCCGAAGGAUGGAUCAUCAAUCUACCGCUGCCUCUACACUGGCAUGUUCACUCCCUCUGCUCGCCCUGCAAGUUCAAUCUCAGUAUCCCACCUCUCGGCGAGGACCAUCCAAUCGCAGACCGCCAGGGCCGAGCAAACAUCCAUCAGGAGAAGAACUGGGCAAACAGCUUCCCUGCAGCGCAUAUGUGGGUCCAAGCUUGGGACGCCGACGCUCAAAAAGGAGUAUGUCUUGCCGGUGGCCAGAUCUUGGGCAUGACAGCCUACAUGCUAGGCUACCGUUCUGAAACCCUGAACCUGGACUUUGUGCCUCCAUUCUCGGUGUCAUACUUCAGCGUCUUUGCACCAUUCAUGAGCGUCAGCAACGAUUGGGAGAGUCGGACCUUCAAGAUGUCUGUGUCAAACUACUUCCACAAGCUGGAACUGAACGCACAUGCGCCAAAGGAACCGGGAUGGUUUGGCCUCGCAAGUCCGUUUCCUGAUGGGCACCUAAAGAACUUUUGUCGAGAGAGCUUCAUUGCGACGAUUGAAGUGCAGGUGUACGAGCGCUGCGGAUGGAUGCCUUGGAGCGGGUGGAAACAGGUCAAGACUGAGAAGUUCGAGGGUGCGAGUUUGGAGUUUGCAGGGGGUUACUAUCCAGAGCGUGGGGAAAAGAAAGAGUGAGAACCCGAGCUUGGUUCUGGCGUGAAGCGAACGUCUUGGAAAUGCACACUGGUUAUGUUCUAGAUAUGAAACGAUAUCUCAAGAGAGCAGACCAACUCGAAAUCUGUGAUUGCGUCUCCGUGGAUAACAUGACUUGUUUUGGUCCUGUC
This is a messenger RNA of Dothidotthia symphoricarpi CBS 119687, 1249 nucleotides long. RefSeq lists its product as uncharacterized. The record is from RefSeq and is a predicted model, not a curated record. Bases 72 to 1100 code for a protein of 342 amino acids. The transcript has 2 exons. Lineage: Eukaryota; Fungi; Ascomycota; Dothideomycetes; Pleosporales; Dothidotthiaceae. Gene Ontology annotation, molecular function: tocopherol cyclase activity.